AUCCCCAUUGUUGCUGUAUUUAAUGUUUCUUGUGUAUGUACUAGUUGAUUGCUGUAUUUUAUUUGAUCUAUUUAUUUGCAGUACUGUCACUUGCGGGGUCAUUUUUCAGUGUAACUGGAGUAAAAGAAUGAACAUCAAAGAGUCAGAAACGACAGCAAACCCCACCCAGUUUGAUGGGGUGCAUCCCAUUGGUUCGUGCGUUUGUAGAUCAGCUCGCCCUAAAUUCAGCGGCUCUCAUUGGCCGACAGUGACGACAAUCUCAGACCCGCACCCCGCCCACCUUAGCGGAUCAAGUUUGAAUGAACUGCAACAGCCUUGGUUUGGAGGUGCCAGCAGCGUUUGUGUUAAUUAUUAAAAGUGUCUAUCAAAGGGCGCGUUGAACCAGAAUGGAGAUGAAGAAGAGAAUUCACCUGGAACUGCGGAACCGUACUCCGUCAGACGUCAAAGAGCUUGUUCUUGACAACUGUUGCUCCAAUGACGGCAAGCUCGAGGGUCUAACCGAUGAAUUUGAGGAGCUGGUAUUUCUGAGCACAAUGAGGGUUGGUCUGACCACAGUCGCCAACUUGCCGAAGCUAAAAAAGCUCAAGAAGCUUGAACUCAGCUAUAACAAGAUAUCAGGAGGCUUGGAAGUGUUGGUAGAGAAAUGCCCCAAUCUCACUCAUCUCAAUUUAGGCGGCAACAGGAUUAAAGACCUCAGCACCAUUGAACCACUGAAAGAACUGGGGACCCUGAGAAGCCUAGAGCUGUACACUUGUGAGGUGACAAACCUGAGCGAAUACAGAGACAAUGUUUUCAAGCUACUACCACAGCUCAUCUAUCUGGACGGAUAUGACAAAGACGACAAAGAGACAUCGGAUUCUGACACCAAGCUUUACGCAGAAGGCUGGGAAUACGGCGACGAAGAUGAGGAUGACGAAGAGGAUUAUGAUGAUGAUGAUGAUGAUGAUGAUGCACCGUCGGGAGAAGAAGAGGAGGAUGAGGGUGAUGACGAUGAGGAGGAGAAUGAAGAAGGGGCCCUCAGUGGAGAAGAAGAAGAUGAGGAUGACCUGAAUGAGAAAGAAGUAGAUGAUGAGGAGGAGGCAGAGGAGGACGAACUAGAACAAGAUUGGGGUCAGAAGAGAAAACGAGAACUGAAUGAAGAAGACGAAGACGACGAUGAUGACGAUUGAGGGUCAUUUUGGAGUUAAAUGUGAACUGUUUGCACUUGUAUGUCCUAGUCUCUUCCCAGUAACCAAGUGUUUUUCCCUUAAGUAGCAGAGCUUUGGUUCUUUGCCCUUUCAUCACAGGCUCUGCACCUUUGUGGAUCUUUGAAGCGCUUUACAGUCCACUUUUAACUACUUUGCCAACACACAUUUUGUAAACGAGGCAAGGACAAACCUUUUAAGAGAUAUUUGGGGCGUUUUCUCACUGUUUUUAUGAAACCCGUUUGUGACUACAUCUCUAUUUUAAGCCCCUCACAUUAAAAUGGAUCAAACAAU
Molecule: messenger RNA, 1478 nt
Organism: Hippocampus comes (tiger tail seahorse)
Lineage: Eukaryota; Metazoa; Chordata; Actinopteri; Syngnathiformes; Syngnathidae
Gene: anp32a
Product: acidic (leucine-rich) nuclear phosphoprotein 32 family, member A
Exons: 7
Coding region: 387-1169 (260 amino acids)
Biological process (GO): regulation of apoptotic process
Cellular component (GO): nucleus
Molecular function (GO): histone binding
Source: RefSeq, a predicted model, not a curated record